AUGGAAUUUGCAAUUAAACACACAUGGGAUGGUUUACCUGUGAGCCAUGAGCCAGUGACCAUUGGGCUGAAGCCAGAUAAAGCAGGGCUGCUGCUGGAAGUUCAUGCUCCCUUCUUCAAUGACCCUCCAGCACCACUUGGAGAGCCAGGGAAACCUUUCAGUGGACUCUGGGACUAUGAAGUUGUAGAAGCAUUUUUCCUGAGUGACAGGACUGAGCAGUAUUUGGAAGUUGAGCUCUGUCCCCAUGGACAACACUUGCUGCUGUUGCUUUCUGGCAGAAGAAAAGUCUGGAAAGAAGAACUUCCUUUAGAAUUUGAGGUGACCAGAAUGAAAACUAAAUGGGAGGGGAAAGCUCAUCUUCCUUGGAAUUAUUUCCCACCAUGCACUAACAAGUUCAAUUCAUUUGCAAUUCAUGGCUCUGGAGAAGAGAGAAAGUAUGAAGCACUUUAUCCUGUGCCUCGACAUGAACUGCAGGAAGGACAGAUACCAGAUUUUCAUCGCCUGGAACUUUUCAAAGCUUUAAACAUGAGAGAGCUAAUAGGAGAAGACUGGAAGCAGCCUGAAUCAGAUAUAUGGAAGUCUUUCACUAAUUAA
Molecule: messenger RNA, 594 nt
Organism: Acanthisitta chloris (rifleman)
Lineage: Eukaryota; Metazoa; Chordata; Aves; Passeriformes; Acanthisittidae
Product: chromosome unknown open reading frame, human C4orf33
Exons: 5
Coding region: 1-594 (197 amino acids)
Source: RefSeq, a predicted model, not a curated record